GAUGUUGCGUGUGGCUGAGUCUCUGUAACGUAUAAGAGAGAAGAAGCAUACCGUUGGUUAUCGGAUUCUAUAAAGAAUCAAGAAACCAAAAGCUUGAAGCAAUCUCCGCCGUCGAUCUUAUUUCUUUCUCCGAUUGAUUCUCUCUCUGCAUUGGAUUGGAGGAGAUGGCGAGUAUAUGUUGCCGAGGAGGAGGAAGCGCGUGCGCCGUUCGUUGCGAUCGGCGGCUAACGGUUACGGCUCGAGCUUCGUGUGUGGCGGUUCCGGUGAUUAAUCGACGGAAUCGGACUGAGAAGGGGAGAGUUUCGACGACGGCGACGAUGGCGGAUUUUGCACCGGUGAGGACUGAGCGGAAACGUGGCGGAUCCGUCGUGUCGCGGGAGAAGCUGGACGAGUGGUUGAGGGAUUCGGUCGUGGAGAUCGUGAGGAAUCUGAGAGAAUCGUCGUUGAUGGUGAACUUGUACGCGGAAGGGAACGGUGGCUUGACGACGACGGCGACGAAUCCGGCGGCGGAGGAUUGGGCGGCGAUGGAAGGGAGGUGGGGGAGGGGAGAAGAGAGGACGCCGGAGGGAGUGGUGUUGGUGGAGAAGUUAGCUGACGAGGGAGUAGCGGAGAGAGAUGAUGAUUACGAUGGAGGCGCGUGUGGGGAAGGUAAAACGAGCGCGUGGGGGAUAGUGGCGCAGGGGAGGGGGACGGAUAGUGGACCGGUUUGUUACUUGUUGAAAACGACCCGGGUUGGGUCGGGUGUGGGGACGGUUUGUACGCAUUUCAGUUUGGUGAAGGUGAAGAGUUUUAGGGAGACGGCUGUGUCGCAGUUGAAUAACUCGUGGUUGGUGCAGACUGGUCAAUGAAACAUGGAUAGGGUCAAAUGGUUGAUUUAUUCUUAUGGUGGUCAAAGGCCAUUGUGAUCUGUAAAUUAUUUAAUUCUCUUUGGGUUUGAAUUGUGAAACCCUUACGGAUGAUCAUCAUACCUUUGUUAUUAUUGUUACAGUUUAAUACAUGGGUUUUGUUA
Raphanus sativus (radish) is the source of this 1009-nucleotide messenger RNA. RefSeq lists its product as uncharacterized. The transcript has a single exon. The coding region runs from base 165 to 848 and encodes 227 amino acids. The record is from RefSeq and is a predicted model, not a curated record. Lineage: Eukaryota; Viridiplantae; Streptophyta; Magnoliopsida; Brassicales; Brassicaceae.